Molecule: messenger RNA, 2388 nt
Organism: Mollisia scopiformis
Lineage: Eukaryota; Fungi; Ascomycota; Leotiomycetes; Helotiales; Mollisiaceae
Exons: 3
Coding region: 269-2194 (641 amino acids)
Source: RefSeq, a predicted model, not a curated record
CAGAGCUAUGUCACGCUCGAUGAUCUGAACGCUCUUACUGCUUCACGCCCUUAGUCAAGGAUCAAGGAAUGGCAUGUGCCCACUAGCAACCUUUCAAAAGUGUCCAAUGCUUGAUGCGAAGAACCACAGCUGAGCUGCAGCGGAGAAGUCUCCACAGCGAGGUUGCGAUGAAGCCAAGCACUUAUAAUAUCGUCUGAUCAGCUUUUUGUUCUUCUGAUUUAUCUUCAUCCUUUGUGCAAUUUCUCCAUGACAUUGAGCUGUCAUCAAUAUGGAUUCUCGCCCUUUUGCUUCACGUCAUCAUCAAUGGUCAUUUCUUACUAUUGUUUUCCUCAUCAGUAUUUUUGGAGGAUUAGUCUCACACAACAUCGUUUCUUACUUUGGCCCGCAACACCAGACUGCGGACCUGAUUCAUAGCAGCACACAUCUCGAAACUAGAAAUGCUGUCCUCGAACGCCAACUCGGAGAUUUGCUCAGCGGUCUUGGAUCAAGUAUCGAGCAAGGAGUUGCGUCUCUCCUACCAAACACAUCCACGAUCUUAGAUUCUCUUGUCUCUCUGAUAGGCGGUGGCAAUGGAACCAGCAUCGUCGAUAGUCUUGUGACACCCGCAAAAUUCCUGGGCGUCGGUCUUGGGGAUGGGGCGAUGACAGGCUUAAAUAUGACCGGACCGGUCAACACAACUGUGCCUUCUGGAGUCGACGGCAUUGCCCAAAACCUCGGAUCUGGAUUGACAUCAUCCAUUUUCUCAUCGAGCGCCAUGAAGUCCGUGCUUAGCUUCAAUUCUUCCUCCCUGGGAAGCACUGGAACAAUCGGAGAAGCGGUUCUUGCGCUUGCCCAGGGUCUUGGCGGAGGAGCCGCAUCUGGCCUAAAUUUAUCCUCCACAUCUUCGACCAAUGAUUCUGCAGCAUUCAAUACAAGUGGGAUCAGUGGCAUCGCAGGAAACUUUGGCCAAGGUCUGUCAAGCUCUCUGUUGAGUGCGGUACAGCUACCCUCGCUGAAUUCCCUGAUGUCCACGGGUAGUUCUGUUAUUGGCAGCGCAGGCAAUUCUUCUUUCAAUAUUGCAGCAAUUGGAGCUGGCCUCGGUGCUGGGUUGGGUCAAGGAGCCGCCAUUGGACUGGGUUUCCAGGCAGACGUCGCUUCGACGCCUACCACAGACACUGCCGGAAUUACUCAGGACUUUGCGAGAGGACUUGUCUCCAGCUUUCUUCAGAACGGCACACUUUCAAAAGUGACCAGCUCGUUUUCUGGAAACUCAAGCGCUCCGGGCGGUCUCUCACUCUCGAGUAUUGAUGUUUCGAAGGUGGCUGAGGGUUUGGCUGUGGGAAUGAUCUCUGGAGCCGGAUCUACGAUAUCUAGCUUGCAAUUAAUAGGAGCAGACACAUCAUCGUUCAACGACUCUGUAGGUGGAGCCGCCACUGGAUUUGGACGGGGCCUUGGAACAGAAGGCGCCAAACUUGUGGAGGAUCUCCUCGCGCAAUCCUCGUCCAAAGCAGCAAACAGGAGGCGAAGCUUUGCUGGCCCAUCAAAUGUCGAAAAGUCAGUCAACCUGAGAAAGAGAGACACCGCAUCGGCCAAUGCUACAGAUCUAGCUUCGGUAAUUGCCAACUUGAAUGCUUCAACUAUCAACCCUCUCCUGCAGACUGGAAUCGAUGAUCUUACAUGCGAAGGUGUGGGUGGUCUAGUUGGCGUCUUCUUAGGCCUAGUUCAGAGCAAGACAGUCAGUUUGAAUGCUCUCACUUCGAAGGGGACAUCACCAUCUACAUCCAAUACUACAUUGAAUCUGCCAGAUCAGGUUUUCAUCAUCAGGAGUGGAGGUAACACUUACAGUGUGAAUCCCGCGAAGGGCAUAACUACUGUCUCUAUCAACGGGAUGGCUAUUGGGAGCUUCAUUGGAGUAGCAGCAGCACAUAUUAUCUUUGCGAUCCUAGCUUACUUUGUCGCGAUACCUCUUCUAUUACUACUCAUCAACACGGACAGAUUUGCCGCGCUAUUCGACAGACGUCACCCUGCUGAGCCAUCCUCUAAAUGGCAAAAAUAUCUCGCAUACUCAAUCCUUCCACUAUCGAUCCUGGUUUUCGCCAUGGGAAUAGGUUUUAGAGGUAGCGGGAAACAUUUCACGAGCGCACACGAGAUUCUCGGCCUCAUCGUCUUUUUGCAAACCUUGAUAGCAGCAGGCACAACUUUAAUCCUCAAAUGAGAAUCUCUCGAAUUCGCAUCGGCGAAAAACCUGAAGCUGGCACAUUACAUCAAUAUCGGACUCAUGUUAUUCCUAAGUCUGCUCACUUUACUUUUCGGUUUCACAGAUCUAUCAGCAUUGGCACUCUGCGCGACUCAAAGUAUCGUUCCUACAGCGGUAUGGAUGGCCUUGGGGUGGCUACUCUUGAGUCCUCU